AUGUUUCCGCGAUCCAGCCAAUACCGCAAAACCACGCACUACAACACGACCCACCGCCGACGGCAGAACUUAUAUGCCCUCCCAUCGACACAAUGGCAAAUGCUAGCUGCACCGCCAAUCUCGCUUCUGGACACCCUGAGCGCCGUCGACGACGCGAUCGACUGCAAUGCCGACCUAGCAGAUGCGAUUUACGAAGUUGGUCUUGCAUCGUUCGGACUAUCAGACGACGAAGAAACUCCAUCUUCAACACCAACCAAACAACACAAUCCAGGCUGGAACUGGCACGGAAAAGCCAAACCGAACGACAUUUCCAAAGCCCAAUCGACCAUCCGGCAAUUCUACCGAGACUGGACCGCUCAAGGGUUCGCGCUCGAAGUGCAGCCAUUGCUGAACACAAUUCUGGCAGAUUUGGAAAUGUAUCUUCCUAUCAGACCGAAACCCAGACCUGAUGUUGACACCACCGCCACGGAGUCCCAUGACCACAAUCGCAAUCACAAUAGCAACUCCGACGACUUUUCUUCUCCAUCUCUCCUCCUCCCUGGCGCCGGACUAGGCCGCAUUCUAUUCGAAUUAUGUCUACACGGCUACUCGGCCACGGGCAACGAAAUCUCAUACCAUCAAUUGCUCGCCAGCAAUUUCAUUCUCAACUGUACUCGCCACGCCGACCAGUUUGCGAUAUACCCGUUUGCGCACAGUUUUACAAAUGUUGUGAGUCGGGAUCAUCAGUUGAAGCGGUUUACUGUUCCGGACGUGCAUCCUGCCACUGCGAUGGCGGAGCGAGCCCGAGCGCAAAGCGCGAGGGCUGAGCACAGUGCGAGGGACGAGCAAUCCCCAACCAAAUCCCAAACAGUCAUUGGCGAGCGUCAGCAAUCCCUAUCCCAAUCCCAAUCCCAAACCGACACUGAAGUCCCAAUACCAGUAGGUGAAAUGAACAUGACAGCCGGCGACUUUGUCCUCUCCUACUCCGGUCCCGACACCGCCAACACAUUCGACGGCGUCGUCAGCGUCUUCUUCAUCGACACUGCCCCGAAUCUAAUUCGAUAUAUUGAGACCGUGAAAAACUUCUUGAAACAGGGCGGGUAUUGGAUCAAUAUAGGGCCACUAUUGUGGCAUUUUGACGAUCGAGGACCAGCAACAUCACAAUCGAAAUCGACGUCUUCGAUUUCGGGACGAAAAGGUGCCGGCGAUGCCACCACCAGCAAUGACAGUGAUGACGACGACGACGACGACGACGACGGGGAGGAAAUCCCAACCCCUAGCGACGGCAAAGACAGUAAAGAUUACCAAGAUAAAGGUAUCGCCGAGCCAGGGUCGUUCGAACUCUCCGUCGACGAAGUGUUGCAUCUUGUGUCGACGUUGGGCUUUGAGAUGCAAAGGCAUGAAAUCAUCACCACUUCGACCACCUCCACUUCCACUUCUACUUCCAGUCCCGCUUACGGCCACAGUCACGGUUCCGGUCUAGGAUACAUGCAAGACCCCGAAAGUCUGCUCCAGAACCGCUACCGCUGUAGCCACUGGGUAGCCAGGAAGUUGUGA
Messenger RNA from Exophiala dermatitidis NIH/UT8656, 1536 nucleotides. RefSeq lists its product as uncharacterized. Lineage: Eukaryota; Fungi; Ascomycota; Eurotiomycetes; Chaetothyriales; Herpotrichiellaceae. Gene Ontology annotation, molecular function: S-adenosylmethionine-dependent methyltransferase activity. The transcript has a single exon. The coding region runs from base 1 to 1536 and encodes 511 amino acids. The record is from RefSeq and is a predicted model, not a curated record.